GCGGCGGCACCUGGGGCGCCCGUUGCCAUGGCAGCGCUCCCUACCGGAAGUCAUCCCCGUGAGCCCGCCCAUCGCCAUCACCACCGUCGCGACUGCUGAAUAUGGCGGACGGCGAGGCAGCCGCUGAGCAGGAGGAAGAGGCAGGCAGUGCGGGGCUGCGGCCAGAGAAGGGGCUGCGGGGGAGCAGCGGCCGGCCCCCCACCGUCCGGGAUCUGCAGCUGGCUUUGGCAGGAUUGUACGAAGAUGAAAUUAAACGACAAACAUCUUGUUCAGACAAACCAACAGAGAGAGUGGCCAGUCAUCCAAGAUUACCAGUUGAGAGCAUUAAAAUUGACUCCUUCAGAAGUCUGAGAAAACCAGAAAGAAGUAUGAGUGAUGAUAAAGAUAACCAAAGAUUUUACUCAGGUGAUUCAGAAUAUAGGGGUCUCCAGAUGAUGGGAUCAUCUGAUAAUAUCACUCCCAGUAAAAUCGUCGACGAACUCUUCAAAGAAGCAAGAGAACAUGGGGCUGUCCCUUUAGAUGAAGUGUCCAGAGCCUCGGGAGACUGUCAUAAAGCCAAAUCAUUUUCUGGUGGAGGAUACAGGCUGGGUGACUCAUCUCUGAAGCGUUCUGAAUAUAUAUAUGGAGAAAAUCAGUAUGGGCAAGAUGUUCAAAUAUUGCUGAAACUGUGGAGGAAUGGUUUCAGUUUAGAUGACGGAGAGCUGAGAUCUUACACGGAUCCAGUCAACGCUCAGUUUCUUGAAUCUGUAAAAAGAGGUGAGAUUCCUGCAGAGCUUCAACGCAUGGUUCAUGGAGGCCAAGUUAAUUUGGAUAUGGAAGACCACCAGGAGCAGGAAUAUGUAAGGCCAAGAUUAAAAUUCAAAGCUUUCAGUGGAGAAGGCCAGAAACUUGGAAGCCUCACGCCCGAAAUUGUCAGUACCCCUUCUUCCCCAGAAGAAGAAGAGAAAUCCUUUCUUGAUGCUGCUGUUCUGGUCGACGACUCUGUCCCGACGACUAAAAUUCAAAUUAGACUAGCCGACGGAAGUCGUUUAAUCCAAAGAUUUAAUCAGUCGCACAGGAUUAUAGAUAUUCGGAACUUUAUUAUCCAGUCCCGUCCUGUGUUUGCAACAGUUGACUUUGCUCUCCUGACGACGUUUCCACAUCAAGAGCUGACGGAUGAAAGCUUAUCGCUACGGGAGGCCGAUAUCCUGAACACUGUGAUCCUUCAGCAGAUCAAGUAAAUCUGGAUCCUGGAACUGGAUAAUGUGCCAUAUUGUUUGACGUCAAUGCUUCCGUUAAGAAAGAGGGAAAGGGAACAGAAAGAAACCAAGCCACCAUUUCUCCCUUAAAUCGAUCCAUUGGCUUUUAACCCCAUUCUGUCUUCCAGAGAUAACUUGUCUGAAUUGGAAUUUAGGGAGAUUUCUUAACAAAAACCAAUUUAUUUAUUUAUUUUUGUAUUCUUCCCAAACUACAUGGUGUGAAUUCAAGUAUGUCUUUGGGGUGGGGGAAAGAAACACACAACACUUUUAUUAUUGUCAACCUUUUUUUAAGGGUGAAAAAUAAUUCUUGAAGAGAGAGGGCUCUUCUCUCCCCCUCCUCCUCCGACUUGGUAAGACAUGAACUAUGGAAGAACUCUAUGCUGCCACAGCUAACAGCCAUUAAACAUUUACUCCUAUUAGUUGAGAUGUAUAUUUAUGUCCCAUGGUGUCAUGUGCAAAUACUCUGCUCAUAGACUGAUGUCUUUCAGCAGCUCUAGCAUGAUUUUAACACAUUCUGUAAUCUUGUGCUGUGAAAUAUUAUUCUGUCAAUUCUCCUUAUUUUGGACUGCAGAACAGAUUGCUGCAUUAGAUGGAAAAUAUCCUCAUCUCUACUCGAUAGGUAAGAUCCCCAUUUGCGAUGUUAACCCAGAUUUUUAUGGAACAAAAUAAAAUCUAAAAAAUGGUCAAGCCGCAUGUUUUAAAAAGAGAAACCUCAGGGCCCAAAGUUAAACUUUCAAGACUGGGAUUUGUGAUUCUGUUAAUAACGCAUGUGUGAUUUUUGAUGACUGACACAGUCUCUCUGUGACCCCCAAUCCGGCCUGGAACUGAGGCCCCAAAGCAACCUUGUUCACCGUUUUCAAUGGAGAGAUCCAAGAGAGAUGGCUACUAAUCUUGGACAGAUUAUGCAAUAUUUCCAAUCCAUUUAUUUGCACAAAUGUUGUAUGUGGGAACUUGACUUCUGGAGCUACACAACUGAAGCAAUUUAAUUGUAUUAAAACAUAUGCAUCUCAUCUUUAGAGCAUCAGUUGUGAAAAUUUGGCCAAGGUGUUUUUUAAAUACUGAUUUAAAGGACAAUUUAGGCAACCUAAAGACUGCUUAACCAACAUAGUUUCUAUUAAGGUUGUUAGGAGUUGCCUAAUUUUAAAUAUUGACCGUGUGAAAAGAACUCUUCAGUGUCAUGUGGCAACAAAAUUGCUUUGCAGUAUUGUUUGUGGCUGUAUUUUCAAAGGGAAGACACAAGGGAAAAUACACUGUUUUCUUCCUGUACAUUUCUGUAUAAUUUGGCUAACUAGGGUUAGCGCGCCUUUUAGUGGGCAUAAUUUAUUUUAGGUUCUGUUCUUCCCUUGCAGUUGAGAUGUCUAAACUUUUCAAAGAUACAAUUCAAACCACUCUUUGAAAUCAAAGGAAUACUUUUGUCAAUCCAAUACUUGCAUGAUUUAACCAAUCACAACUUUCCCUUUUGUGGUAAUGAAUAAAUUUUUUUUAAUCA
Hemicordylus capensis (graceful crag lizard) is the source of this 2727-nucleotide messenger RNA. RefSeq names its product UBX domain protein 2B (gene UBXN2B). Gene Ontology annotation, molecular function: ubiquitin binding. The coding region runs from base 102 to 1220 and encodes 372 amino acids. The record is from RefSeq and is a predicted model, not a curated record. Gene Ontology annotation, biological process: nuclear membrane reassembly; proteasome-mediated ubiquitin-dependent protein catabolic process; Golgi organization. Lineage: Eukaryota; Metazoa; Chordata; Lepidosauria; Squamata; Cordylidae. Gene Ontology annotation, cellular component: cytosol; nucleus. The transcript has 9 exons.